AUGGCUAAGGCAGAAAAAAGUACCUUCGCCGCCGAAAAAAGGUUCACCGAGGCUGAACCCUCUGAAUCCACUAAGUCAAAGAAGUCGAGGUCGGACUCAGCAACCACUUCGGGUUCUCGUAAAUCGGAUGACCCCUGGGCCCCCUCCAUCACUAUUGAGGAUAAGCUAGUCAAAGCCGGUGACAGCGCUUCUGAUAUUGAAGUCGGCAAUCCAGCAUGCCACUUCUUUGCGAUGCAAGCAGAGGAAAUAAAGAAGGAGUUGGUCCAUAAGACCAAGGAGGCUACUGGUUUGCUCAAGUCGCUGAACAAAGCCGAAGCCAAGAUGAAAUCCUUAAUAGACCAGGCCAAAGUGGCUAAACAGGCCCAAGAUGAAGCCGAAGAAAAGGCCGGUGCUGUAAAGGCUAUUGUUGCAGUUCUCAAAGCGGAGAAACAAGAGGCCGAAGACUCUCCGCUCAAAGAUGUAGGCCAACUUGUGCUGCCAUUCCCUCCCACUUCAAGCCAAUCCGAGGCUAAGGCUGGGGAGAAAGGAGAAGAAAAAGAAAAAGAAGGAGGGGAAGCCGAAGACGAAAAGGCCAAAAUGGCUGAUGCUGAAGAUCCUACUGGGGCCAAGUCCUCAACUCUGAAUGAGUAA
Camellia sinensis is the source of this 630-nucleotide messenger RNA. The record is from RefSeq and is a predicted model, not a curated record. Lineage: Eukaryota; Viridiplantae; Streptophyta; Magnoliopsida; Ericales; Theaceae.